This is a messenger RNA of Vespa crabro (European hornet), 4126 nucleotides long. RefSeq names its product CREB-regulated transcription coactivator 1-like (gene Crtc). Bases 1014 to 3083 code for a protein of 689 amino acids. Gene Ontology annotation, cellular component: nucleus; cytoplasm. Gene Ontology annotation, molecular function: cAMP response element binding protein binding. Gene Ontology annotation, biological process: positive regulation of transcription by RNA polymerase II; protein homotetramerization. The record is from RefSeq and is a predicted model, not a curated record. The transcript is spliced from 15 exons. NCBI's taxonomy places the organism in Eukaryota, Metazoa, Arthropoda, Insecta, Hymenoptera, Vespidae.
GCGAAAAUGGUGUUGCUGCGCGUAACGUGUGGCGCGCAGUGCCGCAUAAUUUAGGGUAUCGUAGUGGAUCGUCAGUGCCAUCGAGAAGGCAGUCGGUUACGGAUUUGAAAAGUGAACGAACGAACGAACGAACGAAAGAAAGAAAGAAAGAAAGAAAGAAAGAGAGAAAGAGAGAAAGAAAAAAAGAAAGAGAGAAAGAAAGAAAAAAAGAAAGAGAGAGAGAGAAAGAGAAUCAAGGCUGAGGUUGAUCGAAGUAAAGCAAAGUAAAGCAAAGCAAAGCAAAGUAAAGCAAAGCAAAGCUAAGCUAAGCUAAGCUAAGCUGAGCGGAGCGAGCCGUAGCCGAAUCGAGCCGAGUUGAGCCGAACUGAGCCGAGUUGAACAAGCAAGCGAGCGAGCGAGCAAACGGUUGGAGCGAGCUAGCUAGCUCAGCUAGUUAGUUUAACAAACGAACGACGUCUACGAGAGAAAAAGAAAGAGAGAAAGAAAACGAGCAAGCGAGCGAGCGAGCGAGCGAGCGAGCGAGCAAACGAACGAACGGAACGAACUCGGUGGUGGUGGUGGUGUGUUAUUCUUCAGUGGUGGUGUGUUUAAUAGUGUGUCUUCGUCGUAUCGACUAGUACGUCGCGCGCGCGCGUGUGUGUGUGUGUGCCGCGUUCGUGAAUUCACGCGAGUUUUGUUGUGUUACGACGGACGUGCCGUGCGUGCGUGCGUACGUACGUACGUACGUGCGUAUUCUUCUUUCUAUUUCUUCUACGUGAGUGCGUGCGUGCGUACGUACGUGCGUGCGUGCGUGCGUGCGCGCGCCUACGUCUGGUGUGUGUGCGUGUGUGUGUGUGCGCGUAUCGUGCGUACAGCGUGUAUACAUACAUAUAUAAAGAAAAGUUAAUAUAGUGUUCUCUCCUCUACUCUCUUUCUUAAUCGUGUGUCGAUGAAAAGAAGGUUCCUUUAAAGUGAGAGAGUGAGUGAUCGAGACUGAGAGAGAGAGAGAGAGAGAGAGAGAGAGAGAGAGACAGAUGUGUGUGUGUGUAGUCCGAUCUCGGAAAAGUCCAGUGGCGGCCGCUAAGAGAGAGAGAGCCAUCAUGGCGAAUCCACGGAAAUUCAGUGAAAAGAUUGCCUUGCUCAACCAGAAGGAGGCGCAGGAAACGGCAGCAUUUGAAGCGAUCAUGCGAGAAGUAUCGGACGUCACGAGCAGAGUCGCGUCGGCAAGCAGCUCGGUGGGUGCGAGUCCUACGGGAUCUGGUGUCCCGGAUGCCCCCCUCUCCGUCAAAAGUGCCGGUGCCAGUCCUCCGCAAUCCAGUGGCAAGCAUCUUCACAUUAACCUGGGCAAUCAGUUUCGAGCUGGAGGUUCAUUGCCUAACGUUAACAACAAUGCUAACUGUGCCAACGACACGAAGGAGCAUCAUCCUUCGCAACACACUGGCGCCGUUCAUUCGAUCGAUCUUAAGACGGCGUUAAGCAAUUUGGAAGAGAUGCAACACAAUUCGAUGAUCAAUCGAAAUAGUGAAAGGGGUAGGCAUAUGGGGAUUGGUCCUGUACGGCCUCGUCCCAUGGAAAAAAGACACGACACAUCCCCUUACAGUGGUGUAUCUUAUCUUCCAUUGCCAGACACGUGGCGAAGGACCAAUUCGGAUUCGGCAUUACAUCAAAGCGCAAAUGAGGCUUGCCAAUCAACGACGACUAUUCCUCAUCGAAGAGAUCAGCACAAUUUCAAUAGCAGCAGUAAUAACGACAAUAGAGAAACGCAUUAUGGUUCAAUCGAAAGGCCAAGAUCGUCUUGCGAGAUGCCUCGAGUACCUGGAAUUAACAUAUGUCUGAGUUCACAACCACCUGGACAACAGAUUCCCAUAGGAAAUAACACAGGAUCGUUGCCCGACUUAAGCAACGUUCAUUUUCCAUCACCCCUUCAUACCCCUCUGGAUCAGGAGGAUCAAUCUAGUAGUACACACUUCAGCAACAGUCCUCAAACGAGCAGUCCUACAAACCUGUCGCCGACCAGCUUGGCUCAAGCUGGUAGGCUAUCCCUUUCACAGGAUCACAAUCCGCCAAGUGCCCAAAACCAUUUAUCAGUGCCUGUUAACUCUAGGUUCCUUCAAGCGUUUAAGCAGGGUGUGGCGCUGGAAAACAGCACAAGUACUUCGCAACAGGAUCUUCAGAAUUAUUCUCAACAAACGGCACCUCAACCACCACCUUCGAUAUCUCACAGUCCAGCUGGUCACUAUAUUUAUCAACAACAACCACAUAGUCCUGUGCCACCACAAAGCCCGAAAACGUCACAGUCGCAGCAAUCGCAACAACAGCAGCAACAUCAACAUCAACAAACACAGCAAUUAAAUUCCUUGGAUUCCUACAGGAUCUCACAAACAGUGAAUAGGCCAUCGCCACAAUCUUCGCCUAGUUUAACUGUACAAGGAAGUCCAUUAAGUUAUAGCAAUAAUCCAUCAGCCCCGCCAAGUCCAACAGGACAUCCUGGUCCACCGACAUUAGCCUCGGAUGGUAUAGAUCAAAACAAUUAUGUCAUUAAUCAAGCACAAGCUGCUGCACUUCAACAAGACUUUGAACAAUUCACGAUGGAUUGGCCGAAAUUCGCACAGCAGCUCAUGGAACUUGGUUGCACCUGGACAACGCAGAUAGAGAUGGACACACCUGUCUCGGCGAACACAAUUGGUAGUUACAUUGGAUCACCUAAUCAUACGACGAGUUAUGCACAGAACGACAUGAUAAACGUCGGUGGUGAAUUAGGCAGCGGUGAUGGUGGUUAUUUUAGCACGAGUCCCCAAGUGGCGUUUCAACCAACGAACACGUCGACGACGACGGCACAACAAUUGACACCACAAACGCCAAAUACACCUACGAUCAUACUUACAGAUUUUUCUGGUGCGGACGACCUGACCAAUCCAGAAUUCGUAAAGGAUCUAGGAACGGCAAUGAUGAGCGAUUUCGAUCCAGAAUUAUUUCCAACGGACGAUGCCCUUAGACAGGGUUUAGGUCAAAUCGACGUCGAUGGUUUACAAAUGCUUACAGAUCCAACCGUGGUGAUAUCUGAUCCCAGUGCAGAAGCACACUUUAGGCUAGAUCGGCUCUAAAAGGUCUCAAGGGCUAGAGAAAGAAAGAAAGCGAGAAUGAGAGAGAGAGAGAGAGAGAGAGAGAGAGAGAGAGAGAGAGAGAGAGAGAGAGAAUUCGCUGGCUCGGCUGAUUAAUUAAACGUAGGAGAAAACUAAUUCUAUCUCUUGAUGUCGCGAUCAAAAAAAAAAAAAAAAGAAAAAAAAAAGAAAAAAAAAAAGAAAUAAAACUCUUUAUAAGAUACACUGCGAUUAAUCGUAGAAUACGUUGAGAUGUUUCCAUUGAAAAAAAUAAAAAAAUAAAUAAAUAAAUACAUGAUAAUAACAAUAAUACUAAUUAUGGCCAAGAAAGAGAAAGAGGGUGAAGGAGAGAGAGAAGAAGGAAGAGAUAUAUAUAUAUAUAUAUAUAUUAAAGUUUCACAAAUUUCAAUGUAAACAUAUCAACGAAUCCGUGAUUCUUGAUACAUCAUUGAUCGAAGAUCAUUAAAAUAAUUAAAAAGAAAAGAAAAGAAAAGAAAAGAAAAGAAAAGAAAAGAAAAGAAUAGAAAAGAAAAGUAAAGAAAAUAAUAAUAAUAUCUCUUUAUUAAUCCUUUUUUUAUUUUAUACUACUUUGUACAUUGUGUAUCAUGUAUGAGAUGAUCUCUUAAAAAAAAAAAAAAAAAAAGAAAAAAAAAGCACAAAAGAAAAAAAAUACCUUUACUGAUUUAUAUACAUGCUUUUAUCGUAUGCGAUUACUAGUGAUGUUUAAUCAUUGUCAAAAGAAUUUAUUCAUUAAUUAGUUAAUGGAUUCAUUCAUUCAUUCAUUCAUUCAUUCAUUCAUUCAUUCAUUCAUUCAUUCAUUCAUUCAUUCAUUCAUUCAUUCAUUCAUUCAUUGAAUACAUCUGUGUAUAUGUAUGAAAUACAUGUGUACGAAUAUAAUCGGUAUGAAGAAAAUGCAUGUGCGAAUAUGAUCGUAUGUUAAAUACAUGUAUGAAUAUGUACCUAUGAAAUACAUGUAUGAAAGUGUAUAGGUAUAAAAUACAUGUACGAAAAUAAUAGAUAUAAAAUACAUGUAUGAAAAUUAUAAA